Molecule: messenger RNA, 1085 nt
Organism: Funneliformis geosporum
Lineage: Eukaryota; Fungi; Glomeromycota; Glomeromycetes; Glomerales; Glomeraceae
Source: the annotation of a GenBank genome assembly
AUGAAUAUCUGGUUCAAAUAUAAGAAAGGAGAGCCGGUGGAAAUUUCUUUUAAGGGAAAAAACGUUAAUGCACUGAAGAAACAAAUUAAGACCGAACUAAAAAAUCAGCUAGGAAAAUUUGAUAUUAAUCAAAUAACAUUAAGAGCACCUGGAAAACAUGAGAACUUAUGUGCGGAAAUUUUGAUUGAUGAAGGGUUUGCAACGAGUUACAACGAACCUGUUGUUGUUGAAACUGAAAAUUAUCAGGAAAUGAAGACUUUUCGUAUCCAAUGUUAUGAUAAUGAAGGUGUGCCAUUAAAUAAAUUUGAACGAUUUACAAUGUGCGAUGAAGAUUUCAGUAAAUUUUUAAAGAGAGUGGAGGCGAGAGGAUUGGAAAACAUCGAUGAUAAUAAUGAAGAACCCGAAAUUAUCACGUCGCUUGAGGGUAUUCAAGCUAACAAAUAUUACCGGAUAAGUGCCUCGUAUCUUACGGCGGUAAAAAAUGGAGUUGCGUGGACAAAAGUCGAGGACACGGCAUUAGAGGAUGAAACGACAUUGGCUGUGAAAAACUUCGUCAGCGAAAAAUUAAAGUCCCCUGCCAAAAACUUUCCUAACCGAGUUAUGCAUGACGACGUAGGCAAUCCUAUAAUGGAGUGGGAUGGGAUUUUCUUAUGUCGUAGCAAAGUAUUCCUGUGUGAAUCAAAGCACAAAAUAACCAAGGAAAAGCUAGACAUGCUUGUUGAACGAUUAAAAGACUUCCCCGAAAAACUGAAAGUGACGAAAGAUGUCGAAUUCAAGCAAUUAUCAAAUAUGAAAUGUAUCGGAGUCGCUUGUGCCACUCUUUUUCCGAUAGAACUAAGACAAAAAUCUGUAAAUGAACUCGGAUUAAUCAUUGCAUAUCCAGGAGGUGGCCGUUACUGUGUAGAUUUACCCUCAAACGUGGAUGAAUGCCAGCACUGCCAAUUCCCUACGUACAUCGGAGUUGAUAAUAUUGUUCGUCAGUACCCUGCAAGCAUGCUGAGUGAGCAUUUAGAUUUCAUUAACGAUCUACGCAAAAGAUGUCCUAACUGUAUUUCAGCCGAUGAUAUGGAAACUGAUGAUUUGAC